AUUGAAAAGAAUCGUAAACAUACAAAAUUUUGAUGAAGUGAAGUGACCGAAGUGACUCAUCUCUAAAGAGUAGAAAACUUUAGAAAACUAAUUUUUUCAUUUCAUAUUUCUAUAUAUUAUUAGCUUAUUUCAAACACCUGUCCCCUUGUUGAAAUCGAACAUCUUUUUAAUUAUUACUUUGCGUAGUGUUGGUGAAAGUUAUUCAAAACGGGGAACGAAAUGUCUGCGUCCGCAAUGGAAAAACACCUUUUUAACCUAAAGUUUGCAGUAAAGGAUCUGGAACGAAACGCAAAAAAAUGCGAAAAGGAGGAGAAAACAGAAAUUCUGAAAACCAAAAAAGCAAUUCAGAAAGGCAACACGGAAGUCGCCAGAAUUCAUGCAGAGAAUGCCAUCCGACAGAAGAGCCAAUCGCUAAAUUAUUUGAGAAUGAGUGCGAGAGUCGACGCCGUGGCUAGCAGAGUUCAAACGGCACUGACCACACGUCAAGUCACGAACUCCAUGGCCGGAGUUGUCAAGGCCAUGGAUGCUGCUAUGAAGGGUAUGAAUUUGGAGAAAAUUUCCGGUCUGAUGGACAAAUUUGAAUCACAGUUCGAAGAUCUGGAUGUGCAGAGUUCCUACAUGGAGAACACGAUGUCGCAAACCACUACCACCGCUGUGCCACAAAACGACGUGGAGGCAUUAAUGCAGCGAGUGGCGGAUGAAGCUGGUUUGGAGCUGAACAUGGAACUGCCUAGCGGUCCGACUGCCUCAGCCACCAUUGGAGUCUCAACGCAAGCAUCGACCGAACAAGACGAGCUGACGGCGCGUCUCGCGCGGCUGCGUCAGGCCGAAUAAAGGAUAUGGGAACACAAUAAGUAGCAUGGUUAAAAAAAUAGGAUGUGCUACAAAACACAGCUUUUGUGAUUCCGAUUACAUCAUCGCUACCUACGCAGCCGGAUAAAAUUAUGUUAAGGUGUUUUAUUCUGUUGUGAUCUAUACAUUUAUAGCCAAAUAAAUUUGGAAAAUAAGACAGAUAUAUAAUA
Messenger RNA from Topomyia yanbarensis, 1022 nucleotides. RefSeq names its product charged multivesicular body protein 1B2 (gene Chmp1). The transcript has 4 exons. The record is from RefSeq and is a predicted model, not a curated record. Lineage: Eukaryota; Metazoa; Arthropoda; Insecta; Diptera; Culicidae. Gene Ontology annotation, biological process: protein transport; endosome transport via multivesicular body sorting pathway; late endosome to vacuole transport. The coding region runs from base 220 to 834 and encodes 204 amino acids. Gene Ontology annotation, cellular component: multivesicular body; ESCRT III complex.